GGCGAGCGAGCGAGCGAGCUGACUGACUUUGCAAUUGGCGACUGCAGCAGGUUGUUUAGCUCUGUCUCUUUCGCAGACUUUAAAACGUUCAAGAUUGAAACAUGGCAGUAGUAUCAACUGAUGCACAGCAGAAUGUGGUUUCCAGGGUUGCGAACCUUCCUCUGGUGAGUUCCACCUACGAUAUGGUCUCUUCUGCUUACAUCAGCACAAAAGAUAACCAUCCUUACUUAAAAUCAGUAUGUGAAAUAGCGGAGAAAGGAGUGAAAACCAUCACUGCAGUGGCCAUGACAAGUGCUUUGCCUAUCAUCCAGAGGCUGGAGCCACAAAUUGCAGUUGCCAACAGCUAUGCUUGUAUAGGACUGGACAAAGUUGAAGAGAGGCUGCCUAUACUGUACCAACCAACUGAUAAGGUAGUUGCUAAUGCAGUGGAUGUAGUUGUUGGAGCCAAGGAUGCUGUAACGACGACUGUGACUGGUGCCAAGGAUACUGUUGCACAUACCAUUAAUGGUGUUGUGGACAAGACUAAAGGAGCUGUGCAGGACAGUGUAGAGAUGACCAGGUCUGUAGUACAUGGCAGCAUUAACACUGUCCUGGGAAGUCGGGUGGUGCGCCUGGUGAGCAGUGGUGUGGAUACUGCCCUCAGCCGAUCAGAGACUCUUGUAGACCAGUAUCUCCCACUUACAGAAGAAGAGCAAGAAAAAGAAGCUACCAAAGUGGAAGGAUUUGAAGCUGGAGUUCAGAAGCCAAGUUACUACAUUCGACUAGGAUCUUUGUCUUCAAAGGUCCGAUCACGUGCCUACCAACAGGCCUUAAACACAGUUAGAGAUGCAAAGGUCAGAAGCCAAGAGACCAUUUCUCAGCUCAGUUACACUGUUAAUGUGAUUGAAUAUGCCAGAAAUAACAUGAAUAGUGCCAACCAAAAACUCCAAGAUGCCCAACAGAAGCUAUAUAAUUCCUGGGUAGAAUGGAAAAGAAACAUUGGCCAAAUUGAUAAUGAUGAUGACAGUGAUGACUCACACAGUGCUGAGACCAUUGAAUCGCGCACCCUAGCAAUUGCACGGAAUCUGACUCAGCAGCUUCAAACCACCUGCCUCACCCUGGUCUCGAGCAUCCAAGGCUUGCCACAGAACAUCCAAGAUCAGGUCCACUACAUAGGGGCACUAGCUGGAGAGGUCUAUAGAAGCUUCCGUUCAGCAUCUUCCUUCCGAGAAGUGUCUGACAACAUUAUUACCACCAGUAAAGGGCAGCUGAAGAAAAUGAAGGAGUCCUUGGAUGAUGUGAUGGAUUAUCUGGUAAACAACACGCCACUCAACUGGCUGGUUCCAGAUUUCACUAUCACAGACCUGUCUUCAGAAUCUGAUGAGAUACCAGAUGUUUUGGCUGUGGAUGAGGAAGCCCAGCAUGAUUACUCACGUGCAAAUGGUCCAAUCACCACAGGGCAAACAGCUGAAUAAGUGCCAUAUGUACGCAUAGACACACGCACAAAAAACUGGUUGUAGUUCAGUAUAUAUACACACUUCUUUGCCAUGCUGACUUAAUCCUUGUGCUUUUUGAAUAGGCAUUAAUUGGUUCAUGGGGAGUACAGAAUUGUUUUAUCGAUUUUGUUUAUAUUAAAUCAGCAUUCUGACUUUUUUUUUUAAAGCUGCGAGUAAACACAUUAGCUUAACAUUUUAGCAUGGGUAAUGGAUUCUCUUAUCCCACAGGCCAGAUCACAUUAUUUAACUGAACUUAAACAUCUGUCUAAGAUUUUAUCACAGAUUGGUCAGUAACAACUUGCUGAAAGAACUCCCCUAAUAAUUGACACGAAAGCCUAUCUGUAAGGAGGUUUGUUGGCUGAAGUUUCCUCCUUCAAUUCCUGUAUUUUCGUACCGUCAGAUUUACCUUUUGGCUUGCUUGGAAGAAAAAAAGCUAAAGUUUUAUGUUUCUCAUCUCUUGCUGUUUCAUAGUAGUAUGUCUACAUGACUGAUUUGGUGUGCCCAGCUCUGAAAGCAAAUUUUGACUGGGUUUCAGCAAAGUGGAAGACUCACUCGCAAUGCGGAAUGACAAUUCUCUGUAGAGGGGGAAAGGGGGGAAUGGGUUUGUGCUCGCUGCACCCGCUGGAUUCAACAUAAUGUUAUAGCACCCAUGUGCAUAUUAACUACAUGUGUAGGCUCUGUCAAGUGAUUAGAAACCCUUAUUCUUGCUGGGUCCCCAAUCCUGGAUAGACCCUUUUAGCUCACAUGGAUUUGUACAUAUUGAGGAAGUAGGUAUUGGUGCAGUAUACCUUCCUUGCAUGGACAUUCUACAGAGCUAGUGUAUCUUCCUUCUUCAUUUCUCUUUGGAGGUGUUUUCCUCUUUGGAGAUUUUCUGCUCUCUUAAGAUGGCCAGGUUUGUUCUUGUGGUAAUCCUGUAUCUGAGCUGCAUUACUUCACUGCAGGUAGGAGCUCACAAGUUAACAAUUCAGUAUUUUUCAGAAAAAACCUGGAAUGUCAGGGGAAAAGGCCAGUCUAGACUUCUACCUAGCAUCUGAUUUUCUGUGUAGAGGAAACAUUGUGAGUUCUGACAAGUAGGUGUGUGACCCAGAUACAGGUUUCAACAAGAGCUAGGUUCUGAGACAAAAUCCAGAGUUGGAUGAGGGUACAUAGUGUAAAAGCAGGUGAGAAAUCUGGAGACAGGGAGAAAGAGUAAGAAGUCAAAAAGAACAAACGUGAAUGUGGUGAGAGAAAACAGAAAUGUAAGAGGGAGAUAUGAAUGGGAGGAAAAAGUAACCCUCUGUAGCAGUGCUCUUUUGCACUGCUCCAUAUUUGCAUCAGAUCAGCAAACAGCCCUUACAGUUUGUGGUGCUGCUAACCAGGAGCUUUAGCGGAAGCUCUAAAGUUGGCAUCAGAAACUAAGAUAUCCUUGCCAGAAUGUGGUGUUCAGAUGUCCCUUAAACAUUGUUGACAGCUUUGUGUGUGUUUAUCAUGAUGAUGUGAAGACAUGCUGUGGUGCUAACUUACAGGCUAUGCCCAUGUAUUUUGGACAAAAGAGAUGAUUUGACUUGUUCUGUAACAGGAGGUAGAUAACCCCCACUGUAAUUUUUAUAUAUAUCAGAUUUAUACUGAAGUUUUAAGA
This is a messenger RNA of Gekko japonicus, 3093 nucleotides long. RefSeq names its product perilipin 2 (gene PLIN2). Gene Ontology annotation, cellular component: lipid droplet; cytosol. Gene Ontology annotation, biological process: lipid storage; positive regulation of triglyceride storage. The record is from RefSeq and is a predicted model, not a curated record. Lineage: Eukaryota; Metazoa; Chordata; Lepidosauria; Squamata; Gekkonidae. The coding region runs from base 102 to 1454 and encodes 450 amino acids. The transcript is spliced from 9 exons.